Salvelinus fontinalis (brook trout) is the source of this 10035-nucleotide messenger RNA. RefSeq names its product mitochondrial basic amino acids transporter-like. Gene Ontology annotation, molecular function: high-affinity L-arginine transmembrane transporter activity. The coding region runs from base 1231 to 2163 and encodes 310 amino acids. The record is from RefSeq and is a predicted model, not a curated record. Gene Ontology annotation, biological process: mitochondrial L-ornithine transmembrane transport. Gene Ontology annotation, cellular component: mitochondrion. NCBI's taxonomy places the organism in Eukaryota, Metazoa, Chordata, Actinopteri, Salmoniformes, Salmonidae. The transcript is spliced from 5 exons.
CACAGCUUUGUAGAACCAAAACAUACACAGACUCUGCUCAAUAAACUCGAUAAUGAAUCGUUUGGGGGGCUGCAGUUCGCGAACGAAUGCUUAUCACCUUGCCUGGCUACCCAGGGACGUUAGUUUAUUUUCCGCAAUGAGAAGUAUGUAGCAAACGCCUGAAGCGGAAAAUGUAGUGCGAGUUGUCUGGCCACUUUUCACCCUCACAGCAGUCAAGCAAUACGUUCCUCCAAGAGUCGUUCGCAAUCUAGUCCGGUUCGGGCAACAACUAGACCUCGUUCAAAAUGUAUCAAGAAGUAAUCUUAUUUGUAUGUCAUGCAAUCAACAAAUGUAUAUUGUCUCAGUCACAAAUGACAGCUCCAAUAAGCCUUCCAUAGUGAGUCUUUACUCUGCUCGUAGAAUCAUGUCUCACGAGUUUUAAGUUCAUCGUUCGCUGGUACAUGUAGGGCGUCCUCCAUGCCCUGGUCAUUACUGACUUAAAUGAGUCGAAAAGAUCCGAGUCAGUAAAAAGAGCCUAACUUCCCAUUACUAGUAUUUUCGUGCACAACCAAUACGCUUUGUGGUAAAAUCGAAAAAGAGGAAUCGCGGCUUCGGGACUAAUGGGAUUGGAUACGAUGUUUACCCGAAGUACGGGUGUAUUCAUUACGGAAACCGUUUACCAUUGAAUAACCAAACGGAAGCAAACAUAUAAAAACUAGAAUAUCUAUUGGACAAAAGCAGGUAUGUCCCGCCCCGUUUUUUAACAGCUUGCUUCCGCCAAAGAAACGCUUUGCAACGUAAUCGGUGUAUUUAAAAUGUCCAAGGUGGUACACACCUUCAAUGACAAUGCCACCUGUCAAAAACGUUUGUCAGACAGGCCGAGUAUAUGGCAGAGAGAGGACGGUAAAAAAUAAUCUAGCUAGGACAGCUCAUUGAAGUCGUGUAGCUAGCUAACUCUAUUCUAACGGCCGCAGAUAUCUCAACACAUAUAUAUUAGCUAGCAAGUUUAUAUCACAUUUGCCUAGCUAGGACUAGACCGAAUCUUGACUUUAGCCAGCUAACGUUACAGUAUAGCUAGCUAGGUAGUAAGCGACGUAACUAGCUACUAGCUUCACUAGUUAGCUGGCUUCCCGGCCUAGCUGUGCAAUUUACGUGUUGCAUCAAGCUGUGUCGGUAUCAAAAAGUAGCUAAUAAUAGUUACUUGACAGAUCACUGCACCCUGAAUCGCAAACUUGUGCUUGAAGACUGGUGAUGGACUUUCUUGCUGGCUGCAUUGGAGGUGCUGCCGGAGUCUUAGUAGGACACCCUUUUGACACGGUUAAGGUGAGACUACAGGUCCAGAAUGUGGACAAGCCUCUUUACCGCGGGACCUACCACUGUUUCCAGUCCAUCGUACGACAGGAGUCAAUGUUUGGGCUGUACAAAGGCAUCGGCUCCCCCAUGAUGGGCUUAACCUUUGUCAAUGCCAUAGUGUUUGGAGUGCAGGGCAACACCAUGCGUUACCUGGGCCAUGACACCCCUAUGAACCAGUUCCUGGCUGGAGCCGCAGCUGGGGCAAUACAGUGUGUCAUCUGCUGCCCCAUGGAGUUGGCCAAGACACGCAUGCAGAUGCAAGGCACUGGGGAGAAGAAGUCCAAGAGGAAGCUGUACAAGAAUUCCCUCGACUGUCUAGCACAUAUCUACAAGCGGGAGGGGCUGCGGGGCGUGAACCGCGGCAUGGUCACCACAUUGAUCCGAGAGACCCCCUGCUUUGGAGUCUACUUCCUGACUUACGACAUCCUGACCCGCUCCAUUGGCUGCGAGCCCGGCGACCGUUACAUGAUCCCCAAGCUGCUAUUUGCCGGCGGGAUGUCCGGGGUCACCUGCUGGCUGUCCACCUAUCCUGUGGACGUGAUUAAGUCCCGCCUCCAGGCGGACGGGGUGGGUGGAGUCUACCAGUACAGCAGCAUCGCUGACUGCGUGCGGAAGAGUGUGAAGAGGGAGGGGCUCAUAGUGUUCACGAGAGGUCUCACCUCCACCCUGCUCAGGGCUUUUCCCGUCAACGCUGUCACAUUUGCCACAGUCACUCUGGUGCUGAUGUACGCACGGGGGGUGGAGGAGGGGCCCAAGGACAGUGAACCCGUGACCCCCGUCACAACUCACCACACACAGCUACAGCAGCAGGCCCAAGCCUCCAGCCUGUGACCUGAGUCUGGAGGUGUUACACCCACCUGAGCUGCUCUACUGUGGGGUGGGGGAGGGAGGGAGGGAAACCCUUAGGGCCAAAUGCACUUUGAAUCUAUGGAAGCACACAGACUCCUGAUUCAGCUGUAUGUAUAUCUAUAGAUAUGCAGUGUCUCCACUUGACUUGUAAAUAUAAUUUACUCAAAGCACUGAUAUCGUUGGAAGAUGAGACAAAGAAAGAAAAUUGAAUGUAGUGAGACAGAUGUUGAACCCAAAGCUUGAUAUGCCCCUAAUAUUUAUUCCAAAAAGCACAAUAGUUGCGGUUAUGGUUAGGUCACUGGUACGACCACAAGUCCACUAACUAGGACUGUAAUCCAAUCAAAUGUUAUGUGUCACGUACUUUGUAGACAACAGGUGAAAUGCUUACUUACGGGUCCUUUUCCCAGCAAUGCAGAUUUAAAGAUAAUAUAUAUUUAUUAAAUAAAGAAUAAAAAUAGGGACAUGGGGAAUAAAUACACAGUAAAUAACAUAAGAAUAAUGAUUCAAAAUAACAUGGCACUAUACAAACGAUGUGCAGGGGUACUAGAUAAUUGAGGUACAGUUUAAGUCGGAAGUUUACAUACACCUUAGCCAAAUACGUUUAAACUCAGUUUUUCACAAUUCCUGACAUUUUAAUCCUAGUAAAAAUUCCCUGUCAUAGGUCAGUUAGGAUCACCACUUUAUUUUAAGAAUGUGAAAUGUGAUCUUAUUUCAGCUUUUAUUUCUUUCAUCACAUUCCCAGUGGGUCAGAAGUUUACAUACACUCAAUUAGUAUUUGGUAGCUUUGCCUUUAAAUUGUUUAACUUGGGUCAAACAUUUCGGGUAGCCUUCCACAAGCUUCCCACAAUAAGUUGAGUGAAUUUUGGCCCAUUCCUCCUGACAGAGCUGGUGUAACUGAGUCAGGUUUGUAGGCCUCCUUGCUCGCACACGCUUUUUCAGUUCUGCCCAUAAUUUUUCUAUAGGAUUGAGGUCAGGGCUUGACUUUGUUGUCCUUAAGCCAUUUUGCCACAACUUUGGAAUUAUGCUUGGACUCAUUGUCCAUUUGGAUGACACAUUUGCGACCAAGCUUUAACUUCCUGACUGAUGUCUUGAGAUGUUGCUUCAAUAUAUCCACAUAAUUUUCCUGCCUCGUGAUGCCAUCUAUUUUGUGAAGUGCACCAGUUCCUCCUGCAGCAAGGCACCCCCACAACAUGAUGCUGCCACCCCCGUGCUUCACGGUUGGGAUGGUGUUCUCCGGCUUGCAAGCCUCCCCCUAUUUCCUCCAAACAUAAUGAUGGUCAUUAUGGCCAAAAAGUUAUAUUUUUGUUUCAUCAGACCAGAGGACAUUUCUCCAAAAAGUAUGACAUUUGUCCCCAUGUGCAGUUUCAAACCGUGGUCUUGUCUUUUUUAUGGCGGUUUUGGACCAGUGGCUUCUUCCUUGCUGAGUGGCCUUUCAGGUUAUGCCGAUAUAGGACUCGUUUUACUGUGGAUAUAGAUACUUUUGUACCUGUUUCCUCCAGCAUUUUCACAAGGUCCUUUGCUGCUGUUCUGGGAUUGAUUUGCACUUUUCGCACCCAAGUACGUUCAUCUCUAAGAGACAGAACUUGUCUCCUUCCUGAGCGGUAUGAUAGCUGCGUGGUCCCAUGGUGUUUAUACUUGCGUACUAUUAUUUGUACAGAUGAACGUGGUACCUUCAGGCGUUUGGAAAUUGCUCCCAAGGAUGAACCAGACUUGUGACAAUUUUUUUUCUGAGGUCUUGGCUGAUUUCUUUUGAUUUACACAUGAUGUCACGCAAAGAGGCACUGAGUUUUAAGGUAGGCCUUGAAAUACAUCCACAGGUACACCUCCAGUUGACUCAAAUUAUGUCAAGUAGCCUAACAGAAGCUUCUAAAGCCAUGGCAUCAUUUUCUGGAAUUUUCCAAGCUGUUUAAAGGCACAGUUAACUUAGUGUUUGUAAACUUCUGACCCACUGGAAUUGUGAUACAGUGAAAUAAUCGGUCUGUUAACAAUUGGGUGUCAUGCACAAAGUAGAUGUCCUAACCAACUUGCCAAAACUCUAGUUUUGUUAACAAGAAAUGUGUGGAGUGGUUGAAAAACAAACACGUUUUAAUGACUCAACCUAAGUGUAUGUAAACUUCCGACUUCAACUGUAGCUAUGUUGUGUACAUAUAGAUAGGGGUGAAGUGACGAGGCCACAGGAUAGAUAAUACACAGUAGUAACAGCAGCAGCGUGUGUGUUCGUUUUUAACUACUUGUGGGGACCAGAAGUUCCCUCAAUAGUAAACUAAUAAAAAAUUGACCAACUGGGGACAUUUAUUUGGCCCCCACAAGGUCAAAUGCUAUUUCUAGGGGGUUUAGCGUUAAAAAUUAGCGUUAGGUUUUCAGGUUAGGGUUAGGGAGAAUAGGAUUUUGAAUUGGACUGAAUUGUGUGUCCCCACAUGGUUAGUUGUACAAGACUGUGUGGCGCCCCUGUGUUGAGGGUCAGCAUGGUGAAUGUGGUGUUGCCUACCUUCACCACCUGGGGGAGGCCCAUCAGGAAGCCCAGGACCCAGUUGCAGAGGGGAAGGGGGAUAUCUAGUCAGUUGUACAACUGAAUGCCUUCAACUGAAAUGUGUCUUCCACAUUUAACCCAACCCCUCUGAAUCAGAGGACGGGUUCAGUUCCAGGGACCUUAGCUUAGUGCCCUCAAAGCUCAUCACUAUGGUGUUGAACGCUGAGCUGUAGUUAAUAAACAGCAUUCUCACGUCGGUGCUCCUUUUGUCUAGGUGGGAAAGUACAGUGUGGAGUGCAAUAGAGAUUGUUUCAUCUAUGGAUCUGUUUGGACGAUAUGCGAUUUGGAGUGUGUCCAGGGUGUCUGGGAUGAUAGUGUUGAUGUGAGCCAUGACCAGCAUUUCAUGGUUACAGAUGUGAGUACUACGGGGCGAUAGUCAUUUAGACAUGUUACUUUGGCUUUCUUGGGCACAGGAAUAUGGUGGUCUGCUUGAAACAUGUACACUACCGUUCAAAAGUUUGGGGUCACUUAGAAAUGUCCUUGUUUUUUUAAAGAAAAGCAAAAAUAAUGAAUUAUAAUUGACGCAUCACAAGUCCUCAACUGGCAGCUUCAUUAAAUAGUACCCGCAAAACACCAGUCUCAACGUCAACAGUGAAGAGGCGACUCCGGGAUGCUGGCCUUCUAGGCGAGGUUUCUGUUUCUCAAACUAGACACUAAUGUACUUGUCCUCUUGCUCACUUGUGCACCGGGGCCUCCCACUCCUCUUUCUAUCCUGGUUAAAGCCAGUUUGCUCUGUUCUGUGAAGGGAGUAGUACACAGCGUUGUACAAGAUCUUCAGUUUCUUGGCAAUUUCUGUUAAGAUAAUUAUGUUCUCAAUGUUCAUAAACUGAAUUUCAAUUAAACUACUCGGUCUGUUACCAAGAAUUUGUAAGGUUCUUGUUGAAAUGAAAUGGACAGAGGCCAGUCUACAAUAGUCAGAAUGUUUAUUUAUGAGAGCUCUGCCCAUCCUUAUAUGUACAUUGUUUUAUAUACUUCUCAUUUCGUCAUAACUGUCCCUCCUCCUCUAAGACAAUGACGAUAUAGUUCACAAGUCUUCUCCUUCUCAUACAUUGUCUGCCACCUGUUAUACAAUCUACUACAAGCCCAAGGUCUCUCCCCUGCCUGGGUGGGGACAGAAUGUCCUGAAAGGAACACAGUAGUACAGCUUGUCUGUCGAUAGCUUCUCUUAUCUCAUACAUUGUUUCACACUUGCACCCUGCUUACAUACUAAAAAGGAACAAAAAGUCCUUGUUCUAAUUCUGACUAAAACUACCCACAUCAGAUUUAUAAUUUUAAUACAUUUCAUACAGUGACAGGGUAGAAUUCUGUUAGUUAUAGUUCUACGUUAAAUGUAUACAUAAUUUAGUCAUUAUUCAUAACAAUUUCUCACAUGGAAUAGCCUUCAUUUCUCAGAACAAGAAUAGACCGACGAGUUUCAGAAGAAUGUCCUUUUGUUUCUGGCCAUUUUGAGCCUGUAAUGGAACCCACAAAUGCUGAUGCUCCAGAUACUCAACUAGUCUAAAGAAGGCCAGUUUUAUUGCUUCUUUAAUCAGAACAACAGUUUUCAGCUGUGCUAACAUAAAGGGUUUUAUAAUAAUCAAUUGGCCUUUUUUAAAAGGAUAAACUUGGAUUAGCUAACACAACGUGCCAUUGGAACACAGGAGUGAUGGUUGCUGGUAAUGGGCCUCUGUACGCCUAUUUAGAUAUUAUAAAAAAUCAGCCGUUUCCAGCUACAAUAGUCAUUUACAACAUUAACAAUGUCUACACUGUAUUUCUUAUCAAUUUGAUGUUAUUUUAAUGGACAAUAAAUUAGCUUUUCUUUCAAAGACAAGGACAUUUCCAGGUGACUCAACUUUUGAACGGUAGUGUAGGUGUUACGGACUGGAUCAGGUAGAAAGUGUCAGUGAAGAAGACACUUGCCAGCUGCUCAGCGGAUGCUCUUGCAUUGUUCCGUGUUGCUUGCCUCGAAGCGAGCAUAGAAGGCACUUAGCUCGUCUGGUAGGCUCGUGUCACUGGGCAGCUCGUGAUUGGGUUUCUUUUUGUAAUCUGUGAUAGUUUGCAAGCCUUGCCACAUCCGACGAACGUAAGAGCCGGUUUAGUAGGAUUCGAUCUUGGUACUGUAUUGACACUUUGCCUGUUUGAUGGUUCAUCGGAAGGCGUAGCGGGACUUCUUAUAAGUGUCCGGAUUAGUGUCCCGCUCCUUGAAAGCAGAAGCUUUAGCUCAGUGCAGAUGUUGCCUGUAAUCUAUGGCUUCUGGUUGGGAUAUGUAUGUACGGUCACUGUGGGGACGAUGUAGUCAAUGCACUUAUUAAUGAAGCUGGUGACUGAUGUGGUGAACUCCUCAAUGCCAUCGAAUGAAUCUCAGAACAUAUUCCAUUCUGUGCUAGCAAAAUGGUGAUGUAGCAUAGCAUCCACUUCAUCGGACCACUUCCAAUUGAGCGUGUCGAUGGUAAUUCCAGUUUGAGUUUUUGCUUGUAAGCAGGAAUCAGGAAGAUAAAGUUAUGGUCUGAUUUGCCAAAUGGAAGGCGAGGCAGAGAUGUGUGUGGAGUGAAGGUGGUCUAGAGUUUUUCCCCUCUAGUUGCCAGUGGUGUAAAAAUACUUUCAAGUACUAAAGUAUUUUUUGGUUCUGUACUUUAUUUUAUAUUUGACAAAUGUUACUUUUACUUCACUACAUUUGUAAAGAAAAUAAUGUACUUUUCACUCCUUAUAUUUUCUCUGACACCCAAAAGUACUCGUUACAUUUUGAAUGCUUAGCAGGACAGGAAAAUUGUCUAAUUUACACACUUAUCAAGAGAACAUCCCUGGUUAUCCCUACUGCCUAUUAUCUGGCAGACUCACUAAGCAGAAAUACUUUGUAAAAUAAGAAAACCGUGCUGUCUGGUUUGCUUAAUAUAAGGAAUUUGAAAUGAUUUAUACUUUUAAUUUUGAUACUUAAGUAUAUUUUAGCUAUUUAAACUUACUUUUGAUACUAAAGUACAUUUAAAACCAAAUACUUUUACUCAAGUAGUAUUUUACUGGGUCACUUUCACUUGAGUCAUUUUCUUAAAGUAUCUUUACUUAUACUCAAGUAUUACAAUUGGGUACUUUUUCCACCACUACUAGUUGCGUAGGUGACAUGCUGGUAGAAAUGAGUAAAAACUGAAAUAAGUUUUUACUCUUCUUGCAUUAAAAUCAGCGGCCACUAAGAGCGCUGCCUCUGUCUGAGCAUUUUCUUGUUGGCUUAUGACCCUAAUAUAGCUUGUUGAGUGUGGUCUUAUUGCCAGGAUCGGUUUGUGGUGGUAAAUAGCCAGCUAUGAAAAAUACUACAGCUUAUCAUGAGGCAUUCUAACUCGGGCAAGCAGAACCUCGAGACUUCCUUCAUUUUAGAAAUUGCGCACUAGCUAGAUGUUAAAGGUCUGGUUAUGCAGUUUAUUCGCAUAUAGCUCAGUCCUCCUUGCACAGUAACUAUUCAGUAGUUUACUUCGGCCUCUAAGUAGACUUGUAUGUAGAGUAGUAGUUGAACUACAGCACUUCUCAUGUCUGAGCUGAAACAACAUACAGUAAGUAUACUGUACCUGAGCGAUAUCUCAAUGCUGAAGGAAAGCCCCAGAUGUGAUGAUUUGUUUGAAAUGUGAAUCAAAGAGUUUGGAAUAAUUUGAUGUAUAUUAUUGUGUGUUUUUGUUUUUAGAUGGGAUUUGUUUUGUCUUUGAUGUUAUACUUGUGUGUAAAUGUGAGAUUAAUUAUAUUUUUGUUUUUAAAGCUUUGAUUGGCAAAAUGUCUCUGUAAAAAUAUCGCAAAUGCUGCAGUGAGGAUUUUUGUGUGUAGCUUUAUGCAUGUUUGGUCAGUAUCAGAUCUUUAUUAUUAGUUGAGCCUGAACGUUACUGCCGAUUGCUGUUACCUAAUCUAGUUGCUUCUUGGACUGAUAACCCAUUGGCUCUCCUCAUCCUGUGUUCUUUAGUGUAUCUGUUACUGUUAACUCCUGGCCAUUAGAGGGUUUGUGAUUGGGUGUCUGUCUAUUUUUUACUGGUUUGUGAGCAACUGAGUAGUAUUUCCACAGAUUGGCAGAUUUCUCUCCUAUGUGUAUGAUGGGAACAUUUGUAUGUUCUUGAAUGAGGGUAUUCAUAUAGUAGGCUAUACACAUCUGUGGACCUAUGAUAGCCUUGAUACACAAUAUCCAUGUGUCUGUAAGGGGGGGAAGAACACGCACAUUGAAUUGUCUCUAGUGUGUUGCUGCUGUAAAUAACUAUCACUGUCACAACCUUCUGAAACAAAAAGGAUUCAGGAAAAUCCAAAGUGACAUUCUUUAAAAGAGCUUCUAUGACAUCAUAAUGGCAUUAUCUAAAACGGCCACAAUUACAUCAUCAUCUGAUUCUCUUAAACUGCCAAUAUGACAAUGACUUACUCUAAAAUAGCCACUAUGACAUAAUAACAUUCUCUAACAUAUCCACUAUGAUGUCAUACUGCAUUCGGAAAGUAUUCAGACGUCUUCACUUUUUCCACAUUUAAGAUUUUCAAAGAAGAAUGGGAGAAACUCCCCAAAUACAGGUGUGCGAAGUUAGUAGCAUCAUACCCAAGAAGACUCAACGCUGUAAUCACUGCUAAAGGUGCUUCAAAAAAGUACUGAGUAAAGGGUCUGAAAUAAUGAUGUAAAUGUGAUAUUUCAGGGGGGGUUUAUAUAAACUUGCAAAAAUGCCUAAACCUGUUUUUGAUUUGUCAUUAUGGGGUAUUGUGUGUGUGUGUGUAUAUAUUUGAUAAGGGAAAAAACAAUUUAAUCCUUUUUAGAAUAAGGCUGUAAUGUAACAAAAUUUUGGAUGUCAAGGGGUCUGAAUACAUUCCGAACGCACGGUAUGUACUGAAUUGUUGAAUGUAGCAAUGUUUUCGCACAAAAUGCACUCUGACUUUUACCAUGGAGGAUAAUAAACAUGUACUAUAGACCUGUAACGACCAGAGCUGCUGUUCUAUACAUUUUGGUUGGUUAGGGGUCAUUUGCUGCUUGGAUAAAACAUUCACAACCCUUAUUAUACUGCUGUCCUGCAGUCUACUGAAUUGGGAUUAUGGUUGUGGGUGGGGGGGGGGGGUAUUGCUGAGUGACAUUGUUUGCCAAUCAGAUCUGCCAGUGCUAAUUGUUCCUUUUUAACCUAUUUUCUGUUCAUUUUAACCUCUUGUAUGUUUUAUUGUGCUUAAUUGUAUUAAUUUCAAUGUUCUCAUACUCCUUCAGUCCUAGACACAACCGAGGCUAAAGUUAACAGACAAUUACAAAUCAUUUAGACUCUAGGUCUGUGGGAAGAUGCAAUAUGUACAAGUUAUGUCUGAUAAUCUGAUAGAUCAUUUAAAAAAGGAAAAUAUAAAACUAUAUUUUUCAAUUA